UGUUGAUUUUAUGUAAGUUGCAUGUUGCACAGCAGAUUAUAUGAAUAGAGUGAUUGAGAAAUAUUCCGUUGAAAUCCUUGAAGAAACUGCAACUCGAAGCCACGUGAUGAUUGUGUUAUAAAACCACACAUCUAUUACUUUCUCGCUGUGAUUCAUUUAUCCACAAAUACAUAAUAUCAACAUGGAUAUGGAGGACGAUGUAAGCUCAAUCGCAGAACAAAAUACAAGAUCACCUAGACGUAAUAGACGUAAUAGAAUAUCUCAUAAAACAAGUUUUAGAAAAUUUCUCAGAAAUGUUUGGCGCAAAAUCGAAGCCGAGAUUGAUGGAAAAGAAUACAAGAAUACGGAUGACAAUGGGGAUCACUAUUUCUACUCGGAGUACGAAGAAGAACAGACCCCGAGAUAUAGACCCGACUCGUUGGCGAGUCUUUGUCGAGCUACGAGAUUCACCGAGGCAGAGCUGAAGAGAAUAUAUCGUGGCUUCAAGGCAGAAUGUCCCACGGGAGUCGUCAGAGAGGAAACUUUCAAGUGCAUCUACUCACAGUUCUUUCCGCAAGGAGCUAAUACUAGCCAGUAUGCACAUUACGUUUUCAACACCUUGGACCAGGAUCAUAGCGGUAUUCUCAGUUUUGAGGACUUCGUUACUGGUCUCAGCAUACUGUCUCGUGGUUCCAUCGACGAGAAGCUGCGCUGGACGUUUUCCCUUUACGACAUCAAUGGCGACGGUUGCAUCACAAGGGAGGAAAUGACGGACAUCGUGACAGCUGUAUACGAGCUGAUGGGAAAAUUUUCUGACCCGAAUAUGGACCAUGAGGGUGUGCGAGAGAAAGUAGAUCGAAUGUUUCAGAAGAUGGAUGGGAACAAAGAUGGAGUGGUGACGCUGUCGGAAUUCUUAGAAGCGUGUCGCGCCGAUCCCGAUAUUUCAACGAGUAUGGCUGCUUUGGACACGGCCUUCUGACACUCGGCGCGACCACGAUACAUGCCAUGGACCUAAAGAGUUUCUGUUGAUUUAGGAAUAUAUCGCUCAACGUUGUACCUUAUCUCCUGGACCAGGGGAAUUUCCUCAAGGUUAUUACGAGGAUUUCGACCGAGAGAUAGACUCGCCGAAUCUCGAAUUUCCGAUGUCGAAACGCCUCGAAGGAAAACGAAUGAUGUAUGAUCCGGUUGGAACAAAAGCGUCUAUUAUUAAGUGAAAUUCGUAGCGUUUAUCAGGUGAAAUUCAAAGACGAUGUUUGGAUGUAUCGAAUUCUUUUCUACGUAGAUUUAUUCAAUAACGUAUACAGAGUGGGGCAAAAUUCAGAUUGGUACAAACAAGAUCAGAGAGGAUAGUAUACGGUUGAAAAUGAAGAGAAAAUCAGGAAUAACAAAAUUACGUUAGAGGCUUCGUUUUCGAGGAAAAUACAUUUGAAAAUCAAUCUAGUACGCGUACAAUCGAUUGAUGACUGGCGUUAUACAAUAAAUUUCGCUGCAGACAGUUACCUACUGUCAAUGUUCUUGUACACGAUACACUGUGUGACUGUCAAUUCCUAUCGGGCAAAAGACACGGCGAUUGCGUUGGAAGCUUAUGGUGGAAAUAUAUUUGCUGCACCCUGUAUACCAUGCGACGUGUCGCGUCACGUAUUUUCAAUUAGCAUUACGAUUUGGUCAUUGUCGAACAUAUAAUACCGUAGAUCUGCCGGAACGUCGAUCAGAUUUUCCACUUCUGAACCGAUCUAGCCACUUCGAAAUGAUAUUCUCAGCUACAGCAGCGUCUCUAUAAACGAUACAUAUCUUUUUUACUGUUUGUACGACGUUUCUUCCCAUUUAUAUUAGCAGAGCGUCGAAUGACGAAAAUGCACCUUACUUUCCUUCGUCUUUACUUUUAACGUAAACACGCUCAAAUUUGCAGAGAAAGACGCGUUAACCAGUUGACAGCGGAAUUUAGUUUUAAAAGUUUCAUACAGACAAUGACGAUACACGUCGAACGCAGGGCAAAAGCUUAUAAAAAUUUUACUAAAAAGGUAGAACGAAACGGGGGAGGAUUACAUUUUUAUUCGAUAAAAGAUUCACAAUUCAUCGUUGAAAAGGGUAUUAUUAUCAAAAAAUUGUAAAUUGUCAAAAAACAAAAUAACUCGGGGAAUAGCCAAUAUACGCAGUGAAGUACAGAGAUGGGGAUACAUCUGAGAAAAUAAUCAACUAAAUUUAUAAAGAGCAGUACAUUAUACGAAGUAUAACACGGAGAAUAAUCAAAUAAUCAAACUGUUUUUUUUAUAAAAUACACAACAGUUUUACUAAAGGUAUAAAGGAAACGUACCGCUAAAUGUCAUUUAUGUUACUUUUUACUAAGAUUUUGAAUUUUUACAGUAAAUGGUAAUUUUUUAGUUUACAUGACGAGUAUACGCGUCAACCGCAGAGAAAUAAAGUUUUGGAUUGACGUGUAUAAAGGCUGAACGCAGUUGGCUGGUUAAAAUGUCAGAAUGCGGCGAAACGUUAGAGAACGUGUAACACGUGCUUCAUUUUGAAAUGGUGACAUUUCACGCGUUCAUCAUGUCGCUGUGGAAAAACGCUACGAACUUUUGUUCCAACCUACACACUUUUUUUUCUGUAACAUGGUCGCGUUAAAGAACCCUUUCAAACCGAAGAUCACGAAAUGGUCCUAAGAAUAGAAGAGAUUGUACUUUCGAUAUUCGUAGUUCUAGUUGUCCAGUGUGCGUUUCGCUAGGUAAGGAAGGAUUAGAUGAGAGAUGAAUAAGAAAAGCGUUAAACGAAAAAAAAAAAAAACAAAAAACAGAUAAUAUACCAUAUGAUCGUUAGUAGUUAUGAUCGGAACUUGUUGCGAACUGUGUCCGACAGUUCACUUUUUAAAGAACGCGCGCUACAAACGAUGAACAAAUAUGCAAAUUUAGAGAAAGCAAAAAUAAUAAAAUGAGGAAAGAAGCAACUGUGCCAUUGAGACUUGACGUAAAUUGUACGUGGCAUUCGGCAUUAUUCGUGCCAAAAAAUACAUAUAUUAUAGUUCUAUAGGAAAGGUAUAAAAAAAAAAAAGGAAGAAACACAGACAUUUGUGUGGAAAUAAUUGAGCUUAACUUAUAUUUGUUUUACCUUCAUGUUCUUUACUUAAACAACAAAUGUAUUUUGACGAAGAAGAAAUGGAAGAAAGAGAGACAUCUUCACUUUAGCUGAUAUUUUAUAUUGAAAAACACGCAUGCACGGUAACAUAUGGAUUCUUAACGACUUACGAUAACGACGUAGUCUAGUUUUCUACGACGACCAUAUUUUUUUACGAGGCUAUUGCUCGUUACGUCGAGGCAUAGCUUUUACAUUUACAUUUUAUGUAUUAGACUAUCCGUUCCCGUAGAGAUUCACGCUGUUUUUAAAUGCAAACGAGGCGUUUCUUUUUAUUCGCGUGUUAUCAUUGCCGAGAAUACCACAAAAACUAUCCCUCGUUUCGUUUCAUUUUUGAUACCACCAUUGUUUCUUGUGAGAGCGAGCAUUCCUAAUUCCCCAGAGCCGCGAAAAA
Molecule: messenger RNA, 3499 nt
Organism: Bombus huntii
Lineage: Eukaryota; Metazoa; Arthropoda; Insecta; Hymenoptera; Apidae
Product: Kv channel-interacting protein 1
Exons: 7
Coding region: 182-958 (258 amino acids)
Molecular function (GO): calcium ion binding
Source: RefSeq, a predicted model, not a curated record